GGGUAUGGAGUAUUAUGGGCAUGAUAUGAUAUGAUAUAAAGCCCCCCCUCGGCGGCCGUGCGUGUAGCAGUCCGUCAAUCCGUCCGCCCAAAAUCCGUUCAAUCCGUCCGCCCAUCCAUCACCGAUGCCUCGCCCUCUGCCCCUCCUUCUGGUCCUGAUCCACCUCCUCCUCUUUGCCCUCGUCCACGCCUCACUCGACAGCGCGAUCAAGCUCUCGGGCAAGCUCUACUUCGGCACGGCGCUCGAUCCACGACACCUAUCCGAUACGCGGUGCGAGCCCAUUGCGCGCCGCGAGUUCGGCAGCAUCACCACCGAGAACACCCUCAAGUGGGGCGAGACCCAGCGGGUGCGCGGAAAUUUCACGCUCGAGGACGCGGAGACAGUGGUAGGAUGGGCCAUGGGCGCGGGGAAGACGGUUAGGGGACAUGCGCUCGUGUGGCAUGGCGGCGUGCCGGACUGGGUAGAGCAGAUCCAGACGGCGGAGGAGAUGCGCUCUGUGCUGCAGGCGCAUAUCACCACGGUUGUCAGCCGGUUCCGCGGGCGGCUAUACGCGUGGGACGUGGUCAACGAGGUGUUUAACGACGACGGCUCGUGGCGGGAGUCGGUGUUCUUCCGGCUUUUAGGCGCGGAAUACGUUCGCCUCGCGUUUCGAGCUGCUAAUGCAGCGGAUCCGGAGGUGAAGCUGUAUCUUAACGAUUAUCAUAUUCAUCACCAGGGGCCGAAGUUGGAUGCCGUGAUCAGGCUCGCACAGGACCUAAGGGCAGAGGGGGUUCCGAUACAUGGAAUCGGCAGUCAAACGCAUCUGGUCGUUGCGGAUGGGAAUACGCCCGGUAUGGCACAGUCACUGCAACACCUCGCGACCUCCACCGGCCUCGAAAUCGCAUUGACCGAAGUCGACGUGCGAAUCCCGCAGCCGGCGAACCGACGGAAGCUGCGCGAGCAGCACGGCGACUACGAAUACACCGUGGCGGCAUGUCUGGCCGUGCCGCAGUGCGUCGGCGUCACCGUCUGGGGCAUCAGUGAUCGAUACUCGUGGGUUGACGAUAGUGAGGAGACGCGGGGGUAUGAUGCCCCGCUCAUGUGGGAUGUCAGGUAUGUAAAGAAACUCGCGUAUGAGGGCGCUAUGAAGGGGAUUGAGGGGAGGGGGAGGGCACCGAGGAGGAGGAGGGGUUGAUGAAGGGGCGUGGGUUGGGGUUGG
Tricharina praecox is the source of this 1198-nucleotide messenger RNA. RefSeq names its product glycosyl hydrolase family 10 protein. The transcript is spliced from 3 exons. Bases 125 to 1174 code for a protein of 349 amino acids. Gene Ontology annotation, molecular function: hydrolase activity, hydrolyzing O-glycosyl compounds. Lineage: Eukaryota; Fungi; Ascomycota; Pezizomycetes; Pezizales; Pyronemataceae. Gene Ontology annotation, biological process: carbohydrate metabolic process. The record is from RefSeq and is a predicted model, not a curated record.